Messenger RNA from Pelecanus crispus (Dalmatian pelican), 2542 nucleotides. The record is from RefSeq and is a predicted model, not a curated record. NCBI's taxonomy places the organism in Eukaryota, Metazoa, Chordata, Aves, Pelecaniformes, Pelecanidae.
GUUUGCAACAGUGAGGUAUGACCAGGCAUCCAAGAACAUUAAAAACCAGUUCAUGCAUCUGACCAACUACAGUGUCAACAAGAAGAGUGGAGAUUAUGUCAGCUGUGAUGAUCCUGAAGUAGAGGAUUAUGGAAACAAGUGGAGCAUGAGUGCAAUGCUGAGGUACUUAAAACAAGAGGGGAGAGACACCGCAGCACUGAUGGCCAACGUGGAGGACCUGAUUAUCAAGACUGUAGUUUCUGCUGAGCUGGCCAUUGCCACAGCUUGUAAAACUUUUCUUUCACAUCGUGGCAGCUGCUUUGAGCUGUAUGGUUUUGAUGUCCUUAUUGAUGACACUCUCAAACCUUGGCUGCUGGAAGUGAAUUUAUCCCCAUCAUUGGCCUGUGAUGCUCCUUUGGACCUGAAGAUCAAAGCUAGCAUGCUUUCAGAUAUGUUCACUCUUGUAGGCUUUGUGUGCCAGGAUCCAGGCCAGCGGUCAAGCCGGGCCAUUCAUCAUUCAUCUGAAUCUGUCAGGAGAAAUCCAUACCAGAAGCUACAGCGUCCUGUGUCUGCACAGUCGCAAACAGCAAACACCAGAUUGCGUACCCGUCCUCUGUCUGCCAGUGAUGCUGAAAUUAAAAACCCGAUGCCCUCAGGCAGGGAAAAAGCAACAGGAAGGCAAGGCAGCUCUGUGCUAGGCCUCUCCAUGGAGGAGAUAAAAGUUCUUCGUCGAGUGAGAGAGGAGAAUGAACGGAGAGGAGGCUUCAUCCGGAUAUUCCCUACCCCGUUAACAUGGGACCUUUAUGGAUCCUUUUUAGAGCACAAGACAUCAAUGAACUACAUGCUGGCUACACGUCUGUUUCAGGACAGGGGCAAGAUGAAAAGAGACUUCAUCACUGGGAGAUCCCGAGCAGGUCUUAAUGGAAGGCUGGAUAUGAGGCUGGAAGCUGUAGACUCUCAUGCUCUCUUUUAUGAGAGAAAGCUUGUUUCGCUGGAGUUACGGAAGCGCCGGCAAUGUCAUGGCAAGGCUAGAACAGCACGAACAAGAUCAUCAGGGACAUCAGAACCAACAAAGCUGUCCCUCAAGUCAGACACAGAAGGUGAGGAGGAAGAGGAGGUGGAUGCAGAUGAAGUUGAAGAGCUAGAUAGAACUGUUGGCUCUCUUUUGGACACCCAGGUGAAAAGCAAGCCAAAGCUCUCUGACUUGGUGAAAACUCCUUGUAAGGAGAGGUUGCCAAAAAAACUUGACAAGAAAACUGCAGAUGGAACAGAGCCGUUUCUUCGAAAACCAGACUCAGAAUCUCAGUUUAACUUGCUGCAGAUUCUUCAAAAGCAUGGAAACCUGAGCAAAGUGCAAGCUCGCAGGGCUUUCUCAGCCUAUCUACAGCAUGUUCAGUUGCGACUGAUGAAGGAGGCUGGUGACCAGAUCCAGAAUCCUGCCUGGGCUGCCAAAGAGGAUGAGCAAAUGGAGCUUGUGGUACGCUUUCUGAAGCGAGCUGCCAGCAAUCUUCAGCAGUCCUUGAGGAUGCUGCUUCCCAGCCGUCGUUUAGGACUAAAUGAUCGUCGUCGUAUCCUGGCUCACCAGCUGGGCGAGUUCAUAAUCUGUUAUAACAAGGAAACAGAGCAGAUGGUUCAGAAGCGAUCAAAAAAGAAACAGGAAGAGGAGGAGGAGGGAGUGAAUCCUGAAGGUUUUCAGAACUUUAUUACCAGAGCAAGUGAAAGUGACCUGGAGGAAGUGCUGACAUUUUACACACACAAAAACAAGUCAGCAAGUGUCUUCCUAGGAACAAACUCCACAAGCACAAAACCCAGCAACACCAGUAACCAGUCAGAGAAACAGCUUCAAGGGGAGCAUCCUGAGGUGGUGAAAAAAAUAAAAGCUGAUCAGCCCAAAAGUUCAGUUGCGGAUCUGCCUGCAGAAGGAGCAUUAAAAGGCUAUAAACCCAAAGAAGUUAAAUCAACCUUUCCAGAAGAACCCACCUUCUCCUUAAAUGCUGAAGUGAAAUUACCUCGGUGUGGCCCUCCUAGUGCUUCUUCAUCUGUUUGUGGUGCCAUGUUCCAGAGAAAUACCAGUUCCUGGAUACCAUCUCAGCCUGCAGCCUCUGAAAAUCCACAGGGGCCUUGUCACCAUUCAUUGCCAGCUCCUCCAGUUGGUCCCAGGCUGAUUCAGUCCCCAUCCUCACUACCUUCCUCGCAGAGCACAGCUCCUGACAGCUCUUCUGUCUUCGCAAACCAAGUGUCCAGUGAGGCUUCUAGCCUUGCAGGGUUACAUCGUUGUCAUUCUGGUAGCUACACCAUUGGCCCAUUCUCAUCUUUUCAGAGAGCUGCUCAGAUCUACAGCCAAAGAUUGUCUCGACCAUCCUCUGCAAAAGUAGGUUUGUGCCAUCGCAGUCCAAGUGGGCAGUGUGUGGGCUCAGCCAGGAUGCACAAAGAUGCAGAAGAUACUUCCCUGGGCAAACGUUAUAGCCCCAGUAUGGUAGCAGCAGAACUGCAGCAGCUGGCAGAAAAGCAAGCAGCAUGUCAGUAUUCCCCACCAAGCCACAUGAGUAUCCUUACACAGCAG